Messenger RNA from Symbiodinium necroappetens, 648 nucleotides. The record is from the annotation of a GenBank genome assembly. NCBI's taxonomy places the organism in Eukaryota, Dinophyceae, Suessiales, Symbiodiniaceae.
AUGGUGGAAAGUCGCGCCGAGGUCCUCACGUUCCUCGGUGGGUUGCUUAUGGUCUUCGUCGUUUCAGCAGUUGUUUUUGCUCCCUCGGUUCUCUCUGGCGUGAGUUACUUGAACAUCACCGAUCCCUCCACGGCACAAGUGUCACUGAAGUGGCUGGAGCAGGUUUCCAUGGCUGGAAUGACAGCCGUGCUGAACCGGCUGCUGGCGAUUGGCAUGAGAUCAGCUGCUGAAGCGGGCGGCUUUGUACAGAAGGUCAGUGAGGACAGCGUCUUCUUGGUAUGUACAUACUUGUUGGUCCUCGCCAACUCAGUUAUACCUCUGGGUAUUGCCCAAAUUGUGGCAUCCUGGUCGGACUUGCGCGUCACCCCAUACUCAGCAACAGAGUGGCUAUUCACAUUGAUGGCCGUGAUCCUUCUCACGACGGAGUUUCUCUACAUCGUCUUUCCUGCCUGGUCCUACUGGACUGCGCACUUCCGUGUGCGGCAGAGCAGGUACAUCACAGUUCGGGAAGGUCAGCCAGUCUUGACAAGUGCUGAGUUCCCAAUGGCCCAGAGGUAUGUCGACAUUUUGCUGAUGAUGACAUUGGUGUUUGUCAUGAUAACCAUUGACUACAAGUCCAUGUACACGAUUGGCCGCAUCCUUAGCGCC